Phlebotomus papatasi is the source of this 895-nucleotide messenger RNA. RefSeq names its product ER membrane protein complex subunit 7 homolog (gene EMC7). The transcript has 4 exons. NCBI's taxonomy places the organism in Eukaryota, Metazoa, Arthropoda, Insecta, Diptera, Psychodidae. Bases 63 to 758 code for a protein of 231 amino acids. Gene Ontology annotation, cellular component: EMC complex. The record is from RefSeq and is a predicted model, not a curated record. Gene Ontology annotation, molecular function: carbohydrate binding.
CUGUCAGUUUUUUUAUUGCUAUCGCACGAUUUUUCGUGAAGAAUUUUGUGCAAAGUGCAAAAAUGAGGAUAAAUUUGAAUAUUUUCGUGGUUCUCCUGUGCUAUUGUGGCUUAGGAUGGGCUGCUGAUGUGUCCUUGGAUGAGAUAGAGGACCAAGGAAGGUACACAAUUGAAGGCAGAGUGUAUCCUCCGGAAUUGUUCCCAGACUCAGAAUCACUCUGGCAGAAGGACACGAUUGUUAACAUAAAUGGAGGUGAAUACCUGGGAUUCCUGCGCGAGGAUGGAUCCUUCAUCAUCAGUGGUGUUCCCUCUGGAAGCUACGUGCUCGAAAUAGUCAAUGCAGACUACAUCUACGAGUCGGUUCGCGUGGAAAUUAAUCCAAAAGGAAAAUUCCGAGCUAGAAAGGUGAAUUUCGUGCAGCCUUCACAGGUCAUCCAAGUGCCAUAUCCGUUAAAGUUGAAGGCACUUACUCGCUUCAAGUAUUUCCAGAUGCGGGAGCAGUGGAAGAUUACUGAUUUCCUAUUCAACCCAAUGGUUCUGAUGAUGAUUCUGCCACUCCUGCUUAUGCUAGUGCUCCCUAAGAUGAUGUCAGAUCCGGAAGCCAAGAAAGAAAUGGAAAAUCUCAAUCUUUCAAAGAUGACGAAUGAAAUGCCUGAGAUCAGCGAGGUCAUCACAUCCUUCUUCACUGGGGGCCAACCAAAGCAAGAGAAACAGAAGCCAGCUGUGAAGUCUCAGACCAAGAGAAGAAACAAAGAAUAAGUGCAUUUUAUUUUUUUUCUGCAGACCCAGCAUCUAGUCUGCGUCUAGGGUUGAGAUUGUGAAUUUUAGGUAAAUUUCUCAGUCAUAAAAAUGAAUAUUAGAAAGGAUUAUGUACCACAAUAAAUUUGUCCUCAGUA